Messenger RNA from Camarhynchus parvulus, 4559 nucleotides. It is a transcript of the gene ARHGAP23, whose product is annotated as Rho GTPase activating protein 23. Gene Ontology annotation, biological process: signal transduction. Gene Ontology annotation, molecular function: protein binding. The record is from RefSeq and is a predicted model, not a curated record. Lineage: Eukaryota; Metazoa; Chordata; Aves; Passeriformes; Thraupidae.
AGCCGUGCGGAGCCGGGCCGGGCCGAGCCGAGCCCGCCCGCCGCGCCCCGAUGAAUGGGAUCGCCUUCUGCCUGGUCGGGAUCCCGCCGUCCGCCCCCGCGCCGACGCCGGGCCGGAGAGAUGGGGCGUCCCCGAACGCCAACGCGCCCCCGGAGGGGGGGUCCUUCCCCUGGGUGGGGCCCAGGACGGUGGCGCUGCGCAAGAGCCCCCAGGGCGGCUUCGGCUUCACCCUGCGCCACUUCAUCGUGUACCCUCCGGAGUCGACCGUGCACUCGGCCAAGGAGGAGGAGAAUGGGAACCGAGCAGGUCCCCCCCGGAGCCGCCUGGAGCCCAUGGACACGAUCUUCGUGAAGAACGUGCGGGAGGACGGGCCGGCGCACCAGGCGGGGCUGCGCACGGGUGACCGGCUGGUCAAGGUGAACGGGGAGAGCAUCAUCGGGAAAACCUACUCCCAGGUGAUCGCCCUGAUCCAGAACAGUGACAAAGUGCUGGAGCUCUCCAUCAUGCCCAAGGACGAGGACAUCCUUCAGCUGGCCUAUUCCCAGGACGCCUACCUGAAGGGCAACGAGCCGUACUCCGGGGGUGCUCAGAGCAUCCCCGAGCCCCCUCCCAUCUGCUACCCACGGAAAACGUACCCCUUCCAGGCCCGGGGUGCCGAGCCCGCCCCGGGCCAGCCGCCGGACCCCCGCGCCCCCCGCUCGGCCACCACCGGUCCCUCGUCCCCGCUGGGCGCCAGCGCCCCGGGCGGCAGCCCCGCGCACCGCCCGAGGGAGCCGCAGCCCGGGGGUCCCCCCUCCCGCCCCGCCUGCCCCGCCAGCGCCACAUCCUCCGUGCCCGACCGCUACGGGCUGUCCCCCGCCACCGCCUCCUGCUACGGCGUCCCCAAGCACCUCCCGGAGCACCGGACUCACUGCGGCUUCAAGGAGGGCACCGGGCGGCCGCCCGGCCGCCAGGAGUGCCAGCAGGCGCUCCGCUGGUACUGCAGCCAGGAGCCGCGGCGCAGCGUGGAGGAGCGGCGGCACGCCAUGCCGCUACGCAGCGUGUCCCACGACCGCCUGGGCGGCUCCGGGCCCCGCGGCCCCGCGGGCUGGCCCCACAGCGCCUCGCACGACACCCUGCUGCAGCCCAGCCGCGAGGCCUGGGCCCCCCGCGCCCGCUCCGACCACUACCUGGGCAGGUACGGCCGCUCCAUGGAGGCGCUGGAGCCGGCGCGCUGCUGGCGUCGCACCUGGACCGCUCCGCGUGGCCCCGAGAGGCUCUGCCGGGCCGCUGUCGCUGCCACCGCCACGGCCGGGCAGCCCGUCCCGCCCGGCUCCUUCGCUGCUUCCUCCUCCUCCUCCUCCUCAUCGCGGGACCCCGUGCAGAAGCACCCGUCGCAACCCAACCUGCCGGCGCGGAUGACUUCGGGCUACAUCGGCUACCGCAGCUACAGCCCGUCCUUCCAGCGCCGCACUGGGCUGCUGCACGCCCUGUCCUGCCGUGACCCCGCCUUCGGGGGGCUGCCCACCUUCAGCAUCGCGCAGCGGGCCUCCCCCGCGGCCGCCCCGGCCGUGCCACGCGCCCGGGAGCCGCGCGGCGGGCGGCAGCGGUCCGAGCAGCCGGAGGAGCGCCGCGAGGAGGUGGUGCUGCGGCAGAAGCCGCCCACGGGCCGCAAGGUGCCCGCGCCACUGCGGCAGAUGAACUUUGUGUUCCCCGAGGGGGUGAAGGAGACGGACAUUUGUGACCCCGCCGGGGCCGCGGGCAGAGGGGACAGGCCGGGGAGUGAGCGGCCGGGCCGGCGAGUGGCUCCCCUGGCGGCCCCCGAGGACUCGCUGGCAUCCAUCCCCUUCAUUGACGAACCCACCAGCCCCAGCAUCGACCUGAAGGCCAAGCACGUCCCGGCCUCCUCGGUGGUGUCCAGCGCCAUGAACUCGGCACCUGCCAUGGCCACCAGCCCUGCGUCCGCCACCUUCGCCUUUGCCCUGUCCCGGCACUACUCCCAGGACUGCAGCAGCAUCAAGGCCGGCCGCCGCUCCUCCUACCUGCUGGCCAUCACCACCGAGCGCUCCAAGUCCUGCGACGACGGUCUGAACACAUUUCGGGACGAGGGGAAGAUCCUAAGGAGGAUGCCCAGCCGGGUCCCCAGCCUCCGCAUGCUGAGGAGCUUCUUCACCGACGGGUCUCUGGACAGCCUGGGCACGUCGGAAGACGCCCGUUCCAAAAGACACUCAACCUCCGACCUCUCGGACGUGCCGUUCAGCGCCGUGAGGAAGGAGGGCUGGCUCCACUGCAAGCAGAUCCUCACCAAAAAGGGGAAGAAGGUCGGGGGAGGCAUCCGGCAGUGGAAGCGCGUCUUCGCCGUGCUGCGCACCCACUCGCUGUACCUGUGCAAGGACAGGCGGGAGGCGGUGACCUGCGCCCCGGCCCCAGGUGAGGAGGAGCCGCCGAUCAGCAUCCAAGCGUGCCUGGUGGACAUCUCCUACAGCGAGACCAAGAGGAAGCACGUCUUCCGCCUGACGACCGCUGACUUCUGUGAAUAUCUCUUUCAGGCAGAGGAUCGGGAAGACAUGCUGGCCUGGAUCAAAGUCAUCAGGGAGAACAGCAAGGCUGAGGGCGAGGACCCCGGUUUUGCCAGCCAAGCCCUUAUCAGCAAGAAGUUAAACGACUACCGGAAAGUGAGCCCUGCGGGCACCAAGCCCGACUCGUCACCCAAGGGCCCUCGUGGGCUGGGGAUCCGAGCCGAGUUCCUGAAGCAGACGGGAACCAGCGCGCCCCGGUCCCCCCGGCAGGAUGCAGCUGUCACGAAAGAUGAAAGCAGCUCCCAAAAAGCCCCGUGGGGCAUCAACAUCAUGAAGAAGAACAAGAAAUCUGCCCCGCGUGCCUUCGGCGUCAGGCUGGAGGAUUGUCAGCCUGCCCCAGACAACAAGAACGUGCCCCUGAUCGUGGAAGCGUGCUGCAGGGUGGUGGAGGACCGGGGGCUGGAGUACAUGGGCAUCUACCGCGUGCCCGGCAACAACGCGGUGGUGUCCAGCCUGCAGGAGCAGCUCAACAAGGGAGCCACCGAGAUCAACCUGCAGGACGAGCGGUGGCAGGACCUGAACGUCAUCAGCAGCCUCCUGAAAUCCUUCUUCCGAAAGCUGCCUGAGCCCCUCUUCACCGACGAUAAAUACAACGACUUUAUCGAAGCCAACCGGAUCGAAGAUGCCAGCGAGAGGAUGAGGACACUGCGGAAGCUGAUCCGGGACCUGCCAGGCCACUACUACGAGACCCUCAAAUUCCUGGUGGGUCACCUGAAGACGAUCGCUGACCACUCGGAGAAGAACAAGAUGGAGCCCCGGAACCUGGCGCUGGUGUUCGGCCCCACGCUGGUGCGAACGUCCGAGGACAACAUGACCGACAUGGUGACGCACAUGCCCGACCGCUACAAGAUCGUGGAGACCCUCAUCCAGCACUCAGACUGGUUCUUCAGUGACAAGGAGGACAAGGGUGAGAAGACCCCUGUGGAUGAGAAGGAGGCUCAGUCUGUGCCCAACAUCGAGUACCUGCUGCCCAACAUCGGCAGGACCGGGGCGCCUGGCGAUGCUGCAGGCUCCACCCGCAGCGGCUCUGCCAAACCGAAGGGCACGUGGCCGUCGCGCAAAGCGCCGCCGCACCGGGAGCUCCUCGCCAUCCCCUUCGUCUCGGCCGCCGCCCGCAAGAGGAAGAAGAGGAGAGAGGCCGAGGGCGUUGGGAGCAGCACCGACGACGACGCGGAGCGCAGGGACGGCCCGGGCCGGCAGCAGGAGCAGGAGGGCCCCGCGGUGACUCCCGGCAAAGCGCCCCGCGGCACCAGCACCGAGCCGGCCGGGGCGGGCGGGAAUGCUCCGCCCGAGCCCGCGGGCAGCGGCUCGAAGCCCGCCCCGGACGCCCGCUCCAUCGUGUCCGGCUACUCCACGCUGUCCACCAUGGACCGCAGCCUGUGCUCCGAGGUGCACUCGGUGGCCGGGAGCCGCGGCGAGGAGGCGGAUGACGAGCGCAGCGAACUCAGCCACAUGGAGACGGACACGGAGAGCCGCGAGGGAGCGCGGCCGCGGCCGGGCCAGGCCGGGCUGGGGGCGGGCGACGAGGACAAGCCGCCCCGGGCCGCCCCUCCUUCAACUUCGCACCGCCUGAUCCAGUGCGACACGCGCCGCAGGAAGCUGGCCAGGCCGCGGGACGCGGGCGCGGCGGCCGGGCGGUGACGAGCAGGGCUGGGUGGCCCCGGGCGGGCGACGCUGCGGGAGCAGCUCCGGCAGCACCUGCGGGGCUCCGCCCGAUGACACGGGGGGCGGCUGCGCCGGGCCACUCCCGAGACCCGCCGCAAGAAGAGCAGCUGGCGCCGGCACACGGUGGUGGUGCCCGGCGGCCUCAAGGACCUCAACUUCAACGAGUGGAAGGAGCCGCGGGGACUCGAGGGGACGCCGGGACCCUGUCGCGACAAGGACUCGGGGCUCAGCAGCCUGGAGUCCACCAAAGCCCGCCCGCCGCGCCCGCCCGGCCCCGCCUGCCCCCCGGGCAGCCCCGGCCCCCCGGCGCCCCUGCGCUUCCCGCAGUGUCUGUGA